Molecule: messenger RNA, 22379 nt
Organism: Lutzomyia longipalpis
Lineage: Eukaryota; Metazoa; Arthropoda; Insecta; Diptera; Psychodidae
Gene: Prp8
Product: pre-mRNA-processing-splicing factor 8
Exons: 8
Coding region: 170-7327 (2385 amino acids)
Biological process (GO): spliceosomal tri-snRNP complex assembly; mRNA splicing, via spliceosome
Cellular component (GO): catalytic step 2 spliceosome; U5 snRNP
Molecular function (GO): U5 snRNA binding; metallopeptidase activity; U6 snRNA binding
Source: RefSeq, a predicted model, not a curated record
AUUCUUCCAUCAAUCUUGACUUGACAGCUGGACUACGUUGCUUAGAAGUGCGUUGUGAGAAAAAUUAAAUUUUUACUAAAUAAACUUGUGAAUUAAUGUGGUUUUUGUGAAGCAAACGAGUGAAUUGAUAUUCUAAAAGUUUUGCAUCACAAAAGCCUCCCUCUGAGAGAUGGCUAUUCCGCCAUAUAUGAUUCCGCCCAAUUCCUGGGCGGCUCAGCUGAUGGCACAACAACAGGCCUUUGCAGCUGGUCUUCAUGCACAGCAGCAGGCUUUCAGUGCACAACAAAUUCCACCACCGGGACAAAUGCCCCCUCAAGCGCCCGCAGGGAUCACUCCGCCGGGAGCGCUACCGCCGAAAAUUGCAGUUCCGCCACCACAGAAGCUGGACGUGAUGACGGAGGAGAAGCUGCAGGAGAAGUCACAGAAAUGGCAGCAAUUGCAGUCGAAGAGAUUUGCCGAGAAGCGAAAAUUUGGCUUUGUGGAUGCACAAAAGGAGGAUAUGCCGCCGGAGCAUAUUCGCAAAAUCAUUCGAGAUCACGGAGAUAUGACAAGUAGGAAGUAUCGGCAUGAUAAGCGUGUCUACCUGGGAGCACUGAAGUACAUGCCGCAUGCUGUGAUGAAGCUCCUGGAGAAUAUGCCAAUGCCAUGGGAACAGAUACGAGAUGUUCCGGUGCUGUAUCACAUCACGGGGGCCAUAACGUUCGUCAAUGAGAUUCCGUGGGUGAUUGAGCCAGUUUACAUUGCUCAAUGGGGAACAAUGUGGAUCAUGAUGAGGCGUGAGAAGCGCGACAGGCGACAUUUCAAACGAAUGCGCUUCCCACCGUUUGACGAUGAAGAACCUCCGCUUGAUUAUGCGGACAAUGUGCUGGAUGUGGAGCCAUUGGAGGCAAUUCAAAUUGAAUUGGAUCAAGAUGAAGAUGGGAGUGUCCACAAUUGGUUCUACGAUCACAAAGCUCUCCUGGGGACGCAGCACGUCAAUGGGUCAACGUACAGAAAGUGGAAUCUAACACUCCCCCAAAUGGCCACACUCUACCGUUUGGCCAAUCAAUUGCUAACGGAUCUCGUGGAUGAGAACUUCUUCUACCUUUUCGACCCAAAGAGCUUCUUUACGGCCAAAGCACUCAAUAUGGCCAUUCCGGGUGGGCCGAAAUUUGAGCCACUUAUCAAGGAUCACAAUGUGGGUGAUGACGAUUGGAAUGAGUUCAAUGACAUCAACAAGAUCAUCAUUCGUCAACCCAUACGGACGGAAUAUCGCAUUGCUUUUCCCUAUUUGUACAACAACAUGCCUCAUUUUGUCCAUCUAUCCUGGUAUCACGCUCCAAAUGUUGUCUUCAUCAAGACAGAGGAUCCAGAUUUGCCAGCAUUCUACUUUGAUCCACUCAUCAAUCCCAUUUCCCAUCGUCAUUCAGUCAAAUUUGUGGAACCCCUUCCGGAUGACGAUGAGGAGUAUUUGCUACCUGAUGAUGUGCAACCCUUCCUCGUGGAUACACCCCUCUAUACGGAUAAUACGGCAAAUGGAAUAUCCCUCCUUUGGGCACCGCGUCCCUUCAAUCUUCGCUCAGGACGCACAAGGCGUGCAAUUGAUAUUCCCCUCGUUAAAGGAUGGUACAAAGAGCACUGCCCGCCGGGGCAUUCGGUUAAAGUUCGCGUGAGCUAUCAGAAACUCCUCAAAUACUACGUACUGAAUGCCCUUAAGCAUCGUCGUCCGAAGCCACAGAAGAAGCGCUACUUGUUUAGAUCGUUCAAAGCGACAAAAUUCUUUCAAACAACAACCCUCGAUUGGGUUGAGGCUGGUCUUCAGGUGUGUCGUCAGGGGUACAAUAUGCUGAAUCUCCUCAUACACCGGAAGAACCUGAAUUACCUGCAUUUGGACUACAAUUUCAACUUGAAACCCGUGAAGACGCUCACGACGAAGGAGCGCAAAAAGAGUCGCUUUGGGAAUGCUUUUCAUCUUUGUCGUGAAAUUUUGCGCCUAACAAAGCUCAUUAUUGAUUCACACGUACAGUACAGGCUGAAUAAUGUUGAUGCCUUCCAACUGGCUGAUGGGCUGCAGUAUAUUUUUGCACAUGUUGGCCAAUUGACGGGCAUGUAUAGGUACAAGUAUAAGUUGAUGCGACAGAUUCGGAUGUGCAAGGAUCUCAAGCAUCUCAUUUACUAUCGCUUCAAUACGGGACCCGUGGGAAAGGGUCCCGGGUGUGGUUUCUGGGCUCCUGGAUGGCGUGUUUGGUUGUUCUUUAUGCGAGGGAUUACGCCACUGCUUGAGCGCUGGCUGGGGAAUUUGCUGUCGCGUCAAUUUGAGGGGAGACACAGCAAGGGGAUCGCCAAGACGGUAACAAAGCAACGUGUUGAGUCACAUUUUGAUCUGGAGCUGCGUGCUUCGGUGAUGCAUGAUAUUGUCGAUAUGAUGCCCGAAGGGAUAAAGCAGAAUAAGGCACGAACAAUUCUGCAGCAUCUGUCCGAGGCAUGGCGAUGCUGGAAGGCAAAUAUCCCGUGGAAAGUCCCCGGAUUGCCAAUUCCAAUUGAAAAUAUGAUUUUGCGCUAUGUCAAGAUGAAGGCAGAUUGGUGGACGAAUACAGCGCACUACAAUCGCGAAAGGAUUCGUCGGGGGGCUACAGUUGAUAAGACUGUGUGUAAGAAGAACUUGGGACGAUUGACGCGGCUUUAUCUCAAGGCAGAGCAAGAAAGGCAGCAUAACUACCUGAAGGAUGGGCCGUAUAUUUCCCCCGAAGAAGCUGUGGCAAUUUACACGACAACAGUUCAUUGGUUGGAGUCACGACGCUUUGCUCCAAUUCCCUUCCCCCCACUUUCCUACAAGCACGACACGAAGCUGCUAAUUUUGGCUCUGGAGCGCCUCAAAGAAGCCUACAGUGUCAAGUCGAGGCUCAAUCAGAGUCAACGUGAGGAAUUGGGUCUCAUUGAGCAGGCCUACGAUAACCCUCAUGAAGCCCUAUCACGCAUUAAGCGUCACCUCCUCACGCAGCGAGCCUUCAAGGAGGUUGGCAUUGAAUUUAUGGACCUGUAUAGUCAUCUGAUUCCCGUCUAUGACGUUGAGCCACUUGAGAAGAUCACUGAUGCGUACUUGGAUCAGUAUUUGUGGUACGAGGCAGACAAGAGACGCCUCUUCCCGCCAUGGGUGAAGCCCAGUGACACCGAACCACCACCACUUCUCGUCUACAAGUGGUGCCAGGGCAUAAACAAUCUCCACGAGGUGUGGGAUGUGACAGAAGGGGAAUGCAACGUUCUGCUAGAGUCGAAAUUUGAGAAACUCUACGAGAAGAUUGAUCUAACGCUCCUCAAUCGACUCCUUCGACUCAUUGUUGAUCACAACAUUGCUGACUACAUGACGGCAAAGAAUAACGUGGUGAUCAACUACAAAGAUAUGAAUCACACAAACAGCUACGGCAUAAUAAGGGGCCUACAGUUUGCAUCAUUCAUCGCUCAGUACUAUGGCCUUGUGCUGGAUUUGCUUGCGCUGGGACUUCAGAGAGCCAGUGAAAUGGCAGGACCACCGCAAAUGCCCAAUGAUUUCCUAACCUUCCAGGACACAAAGAUCGAGACGUGCCAUCCAAUUCGUCUCUACUGUCGAUAUGUCGAUCGUAUUCAUUUGUUCUUCAGAUUUACAGCAGAAGAGGCAAAAGAUCUCAUUCAGCGCUACUUGACGGAACAUCCGGAUCCAAAUAAUGAGAAUAUCGUGGGGUACAAUAAUAAAAAGUGCUGGCCACGCGAUGCCCGGAUGCGUCUCAUGAAGCACGAUGUGAAUUUGGGUAGGGCUGUCUAUUGGGACAUUAAGAAUCGCCUUCCGCGCUCUGUGACGACAAUUAAUUGGGAGAAUACAUUCGUGUCGGUGUAUUCGAAGGAUAAUCCGAAUUUGUUGUUCAACAUGAGUGGGUUUGAGUGUCGCAUUUUGCCGAAAUGCCGAACGCAACAUGAGGAGUUUACGCAUCGCGAUGGUGUGUGGAAUUUGCAGAAUGAAGUGACAAAGGAGCGUACAGCUCAGUGCUUUCUGCGUGUGGAUGAUGAAUCCUUGGGACGUUUCCACAAUCGUGUCCGACAGAUUCUCAUGGCAUCGGGAUCGACGACAUUCACGAAGAUUGUGAAUAAGUGGAAUACAGCUCUUAUUGGGCUCAUGACGUACUUCCGGGAGGCUGUUGUGAAUACGCAGGAAUUGCUGGAUUUGCUGGUGAAGUGUGAGAAUAAGAUUCAGACGCGAAUUAAGAUUGGUUUGAAUUCGAAAAUGCCCUCGAGAUUCCCCCCGGUGGUGUUUUAUACGCCAAAGGAAUUGGGUGGUUUGGGGAUGCUGAGUAUGGGGCAUGUGUUGAUACCGCAAAGUGAUUUGAGGUGGUCAAAGCAAACUGAUGUUGGGAUUACGCAUUUCCGUUCGGGAAUGUCACACGAUGAGGAUCAACUUAUUCCCAAUCUCUAUCGCUACAUUCAACCGUGGGAGAGUGAAUUCAUUGAUUCGCAGCGUGUUUGGGCGGAGUAUGCGCUGAAGAGGCAGGAAGCAAAUGCACAGAAUCGUCGGCUAACCCUUGAGGAUCUCGAGGAUAGCUGGGACAGGGGGAUUCCGAGGAUAAAUACAUUGUUCCAGAAGGAUAGGCAUACGCUAGCGUACGACAAGGGGUGGCGCAUCCGGACGGAAUUUAAACAAUUCCAAGUACUCAAGCAGAAUCCCUUCUGGUGGACACAUCAACGACACGAUGGGAAGUUGUGGAAUCUCAAUAACUACCGUACGGAUAUGAUUCAAGCCUUGGGCGGGGUUGAAGGGAUCCUGGAGCAUACACUGUUCAAGGGAACGUACUUCCCAACGUGGGAGGGUUUGUUCUGGGAGAAAGCUUCGGGUUUUGAGGAAUCGAUGAAGUAUAAAAAAUUGACAAAUGCCCAACGGUCGGGUCUCAAUCAAAUUCCCAAUCGACGAUUCACCCUGUGGUGGUCACCAACAAUUAAUCGUGCCAAUGUGUACGUUGGUUUCCAGGUUCAGCUGGAUUUGACGGGAAUUUUUAUGCAUGGCAAAAUUCCAACGCUCAAAAUAUCCCUCAUUCAAAUUUUCCGUGCGCAUUUGUGGCAGAAAAUUCAUGAAUCCAUUGUCAUGGAUUUGUGUCAGGUGUUUGAUCAAGAACUCGAUGCAUUGGAAAUUGAAACGGUGCAAAAGGAGACAAUUCAUCCGCGUAAGUCCUACAAGAUGAAUUCCUCCUGCGCUGAUAUUCUCCUCUUCCCAGCCUACAAGUGGAACGUCUCUCGGCCAUCCCUGCUGGCGGACACAAAGGACACAAUGGACAAUACAACAACACAAAAGUACUGGAUUGACGUUCAACUCCGCUGGGGAGAUUACGAUUCGCACGACAUUGAACGAUAUGCCCGUGCAAAGUUCCUCGACUACACCACGGACAAUAUGUCCAUCUAUCCAUCACCAACAGGUGUCCUAAUUGCCAUUGAUCUUGCCUACAAUUUGCAUUCUGCCUUCGGGAAUUGGUUCCCAGGAUGUAAGCCAUUGAUUCAGCAAGCAAUGUCGAAGAUUAUGAAAGCCAAUCCAGCUCUGUACGUACUUCGUGAGAGAAUUCGCAAAGCCCUUCAGUUGUACAGUUCCGAACCGACGGAACCCUAUCUCUCCUCGCAAAACUACGGAGAGCUCUUUAGUAAUCAAAUUAUUUGGUUUGUGGACGAUACAAAUGUCUACCGUGUGACAAUUCAUAAAACCUUCGAAGGGAACUUGACGACAAAACCCAUAAAUGGGGCCAUUUUCAUCUUCAAUCCACGCACAGGGCAGCUUUUCCUCAAAAUCAUUCACACAUCCGUGUGGGCGGGACAGAAGCGUCUGGGGCAGUUGGCAAAAUGGAAGACAGCCGAGGAGGUAGCAGCUCUUAUUCGAUCUCUACCAGUUGAGGAGCAACCAAAGCAAAUUAUUGUAACACGAAAGGGAAUGUUGGAUCCACUCGAAGUACAUUUGCUCGACUUUCCCAAUAUCGUGAUAAAAGGUUCAGAACUUCAGCUUCCGUUCCAGGCUUGUCUGAAAGUGGAGAAAUUUGGUGAUUUAAUUCUCAAAGCAACUGAACCCCAAAUGGUACUCUUUAAUCUCUACGAUGAUUGGUUGAAGACAAUUUCCUCCUACACCGCAUUCUCUCGUCUCAUCCUCAUCCUGCGUGCCCUUCAUGUUAACACUGAACGCACAAAGGUAAUCCUGAAGCCUGAUAAGACAACAAUUACGGAAGCUCAUCACAUUUGGCCAACGCUAACGGAUGAGGAGUGGAUUAAGGUGGAGAUUCAGCUGAAGGAUCUCAUCUUGGCGGACUAUGGGAAGAAGAAUAAUGUUAAUGUGGCAUCGUUGACACAAUCGGAGAUUCGUGAUAUUAUUUUGGGAAUGGAGAUUUCAGCUCCGUCGGCACAGAGGCAACAAAUUGCGGAGAUUGAAAAGCAAACAAAGGAACAGAGUCAACUUACGGCAACAACAACACGUACAACCAAUAAGCAUGGGGAUGAAAUUAUCACGUCAACAACAUCCAAUUAUGAGACACAAACAUUCAGCUCAAAGACCGAAUGGCGCGUCAGGGCGAUAUCAGCGACAAAUCUUCACCUUAGAACGAAUCACAUUUACGUGAGCUCAGAUGAUAUUAAGGAGACGGGAUACACGUACAUCUUACCGAAGAAUGUUCUCAAGAAGUUUGUUACAAUUUCGGAUUUGAGGGCACAAAUUGCGGGCUAUUUGUAUGGAGUUUCACCACCGGAUAAUCCUCAAGUGAAGGAGAUUCGGUGUAUUGUCAUGCCACCACAAUGGGGUACGCAUCAGACGAUAAAUUUGCCCAAUCAAUUGCCAUCGCAUCAGUAUUUGCGCGAUAUGGAGCCCCUUGGGUGGAUUCAUACGCAACCAAAUGAAUUGCCGCAGCUUUCACCGCAGGACAUUACAACGCACGCAAAGGUGAUGUCGGAGAAUCCAACGUGGGACGGUGAGAAGACAAUCAUCAUUACGUGCUCCUUCACACCGGGUUCGUGCUCACUCACAGCGUACAAACUCACCCCGUCUGGCUUUGAAUGGGGUGCCAAGAAUACAGAUAAGGGUAACAAUCCCAAAGGUUACCUCCCAAGUCACUACGAACGCGUCCAGAUGUUGCUGUCAAAUAAAUUCUUGGGCUUCUUCAUGGUACCAGCACAGGGAAGUUGGAAUUACAAUUUUAUGGGUGUGCGACACGAUGCAAAUAUGAAGUAUGAGUUGCAAUUGUCAAAUCCAAAGGAGUUCUACCAUGAAAUUCAUCGCCCAUCGCAUUUUCUUCUCUUCUCAAAUCUCGAGGAUGGAACUGAUGGUAUUGGAGCCGAUCGGGAGGAUCUCUUCUCCUAAAAAACAAACAAACAAACGGAACAUCAAGUGAUUUGUAAGGUAGAAUUUUGAAUAUUUUUCAUUUAUUUUUCUUAUUUAAUCUCUUGGGAAUUUUUGUAAGAACGCCAGAAUUUUUUUUGUUUCUUCUGUGUUUUAUGUGAAUUGAGAGAUGAUUAAUGUCCUGGGCAUGAAUUCUCUAAGAGCGAAAAACUCCCAUGAUAAACUCCUGAAGGCUUUAGCACUCUAAAAAAAACGUGAAAACAGAGAAAAUCUUACGGGAUUAUGCUCACGUGAAGUUUUCCUCACUAUUUCCCUGCAAAAAGCCUUCGGGAGUUUAUCACGAGAGUUUUUUCACUCUUAGAGAAUAUAGCCCCUAGGAGUUUUUAAAGCUAAAAAGAAAAUGUAUUGAGAGACAAUUUUAGAUGAUUUAAAUUGAAUCUUUUAUGAAGGGAUGUUCCUACGUUGUACGAAGUUCUUAUUCGGAUUUUUUUUUUGCAUUUUUGCAAAAUGUAGAAGUAGUUCUACAGUAUAUUUGAGGCGCAUGAUUAAACGAAUGCAAAGUUUGAGCCUUCUAUUUACUCCUGCGCGUGUAAUUAUAAUGUAUUCUAGCCUACUCUAGGCUAGACUGUAUAAACGUAUGUUCAGUCAUGAACAUUUUAUUUGUGUGAAAAAUAGCUGUGUGAGUUUUGAUCACUCGGCAGAAAAUGUCAACAGCAAGCAAGCUUGCAGUUUUGACAGACAGGUCAAUGUGUGCAUGAGUAUGCUUGAAUGUAUUGCUGGCUUGUCUGCUAUUAAAUGUGGACACUUUGAUGUAAUGUGUCCCUAGAACGAAGCCUCGAUUGUUCUUUGCAAGAGUUGCAGACUCUUCAACUGCAAUUCCAGGCUGUUUGCCUUCUUCUGUUAUGUCCACAGUAAAGACCCAGACUUUAUCAUUGCCGGUAGGCUUGACUUGUCUGGCUGCUGGUCCAACUUCAAAGAUCAUUUUUGAGCAAAACUCAAGGCAUAUAUAGCUGGUAGUAGCAUCAAAUGCCUCAUUGACAAAGUCCGGCAUGUGGGUGGCAAAUAGAGCUCUGAUCUCUUCAUAACUCACUGCAUCACCGCUGUGCAACUUGUCGAAGUCAGCUUUAGUGUAGCCUUUCAGCUUGUGCAAUGCACAUAUCUUCUUUACAAUCUCCAGCCCACUUACAGCUCAUGACUUAACCAACUGAGACCUCAUACCUUGAUGUAUGGUAGAGUGGCUGAUAUCUGCCAAUCUUUUCUGAUCUUUUCAAUUUGAUUUCAAUCGUCUUGCCUGUGCUGAGUUUGAAGCAGACAACCAUGCCGGUCAUUAGGUUGAAUGCAGUGGUGCUGUCAGGUCUGCACCUGCCAUUUCCACAGACCAAUGAAUCUGCAUGUAUAUAUGAUGUUUCGUCACAUGCUACAGCAGCUGGUAUCAGGCAUAUAGAGAUCAUCACCAGCAGAAUGCAAGACAUUACCACCUUCCAAUUUUGCAUCUACAAUUUUAGAUGAUUUAAAUUGAAUCUUUUAUGAAGGGAUGUUCCUACGUUGUACGAAGUUCUUAUUCGGAUUUUUUUUUGCAUUUUUGCAAAAUGUAGAAGUAGUUCUACAGUAUAUUUUAGGCGCAGGAUUGAAGGAAUGCAAAAAAUCAGCCUUCUAUUUACUCCUGCGCGUGUAAUUAUAAUGUAUUCUAGCCUACUCUAGGCUAGACUGUAUAAACGUAUGUUCAGUCAUGAACAUUUUAUUUGUGUGAAAAAUAGCAUUGAUUAUUCAUACACUAUUUCUUCAUUUCCUUUUUUUUAUUUACAACAAUUUGAUAUUGUUGGAAAUCGGACCAAAAAGUGUUAUAUUAUCUGACUGAUUGGGCAUUGGGCGCAUGAUGUCAAAGGGAUCACCCCGAUACGCAGAUUAUCAGUGCAAAAGAACUUGCCGCAAAAGUACGGGACAGUCAUUCCUUCGAUAGCUUUGGUCUCAAAAUUAAAAUGUCAGUGCAACAGGUAUUUCAUUGGCGCCAAAUAAUAACACGGGAUUCGUUUCUCAAUAGGUGUAUUUCCUUCUGUAUAUCGGGUACAACUAGUUCUGUUACAUCAAAAUCCCGCUUAUAUUUAGGUUCGAAUGCCGACUUCAGGGAAGAUAUUUUUGUUUAUCCACUGAACACGUUCUUCUCGUCUCGUGUAACUAAAUGUGUUGUCAGGAUCAUUCAUUGUGAAUGGAGUGUUUAAAUUCAGUGGCACAGUCCUGACUAUGUUGCCAAUUUUGAACUCAACAAAAAGGGACCAUAGAGUCUCUGUUCUGAUGAACACAGUCUCUAUAGGCCCUACUUGGUUCACCCACCAGGUGUAGAACAUGCAUGAUGCCCUGUGGAAGCAGUACGUAUCACAAGUGAACAUUGAUGUCAGGCAGUGGUACUGCUGGAUCUGAGAUUUGUUCCUGUACCUGUCUAGCUCUGAUAAAUUGGUGUGGGGUUUGCACAUGUUGGGAGUGUGUUGUACACGUCUGUGAAUGACACAAGAGGCAUCUUGGUUUAUCGGGGCAAUUUUAAUAUUGCAGCCUAUUUUGGCUAAUAUUGUGGAUUUUAUUAAUUUUUAUUGCUGACUUACCCCGAAGUAUUAUAAAAGGAUUUAUUGUGUUUAAAUUCUCUUCUCGUAGAUCCUAUACAGCAGUUGAUCCAAUCCAGUUGUCUAAACUGCUGAAAUUGCUUUUCAUUAUGUUUACUGUGGUAUCAGUAAAUAAAUUCAAUUUACGUCUCUUCCAUAUUCGUAUAUGGGAUUUGUUUCUGUCAUCUCUUGCUCGGGUGGAGCCAAGAGAGGCUUGAGACUGUAAAACGUCGCUGGUGACAAGGUUGAUAAAUCGUCAGGUUUGCUUGACAAUGGAGAAAUUGGUUUUGAAUUUAAUGCCGCUUCCACUCUUGUGAGUCCAUUAGCAGUUAAUAUUGCUUUUUCGAAAAAUGUAUCAAAAUUUUGUUUAAGUUCUCGAAUUUUGUCUGUCUGAUUUUUGUCGAAUUUUGUGUUCCUGACCUAAGAGGCUUAGGCUUAAUCUCCAUACCUGAGAAAAGAGCAUUCACGCUCUGUUGAACAAUCCCCGACCCUAACUUGGCCUUCAGGGUCAUGUGACCUAUGUAUAUCCUUCGCCCUGAAUCGUCCAUUUUCCAACGAUCCAUGAUGACUUCCUCACGGGCACGCCCAAAGUCUGAAUCGACAAUGAGAGGCACUCCAUUAAUCUGAGCUAUCUCCAACCUUAUGUUGGAGUCGGCAAGAGCCAGGAUUUCUCCUGUGCCGUAAACUGUUAUAAUCCUGUCAUACCAAAUGGAUGACAUCUCGCUAAUCUGGCGCCAUUGUGUGAACAGCACAUUCUCCGGAGCAGGUACUCCAUUGUCUAGUAAAUGCCCAGCAGUUUUGACAACAAGCAAGGCAUCGAAGCUUUCGACACUAUAAAUAGUGACCUUCUUCCACUUGGUCUUUUGAGACCUCUUCUUGUGUUCGGACUUCUUUCCUGGUUCCGACAUUGCGCGCAGGAUGUGAACUACUCCGUACUACGCUACUUUGAAUCUUUUUAAAUUUCACUUAGGUUUUUUUCUUUUUUUUUAUUUUAGUUCCGUUGUUGUUUUUUUUUCUUUGUGUUAAGGGUUGACAUUUGCAAAAUUUUCUUUCACUUUUCUGUCCCCUACACGUCCACUGGGACCGAUGUUACUCUUCUUAAUGUUUCUAGGCGGAGCUCCUGUCUCGCCUUUUGUCUGUCUUUCCUAGCUCUAUUAUAUAUGUAUAUAGAACACUACUAGAAUGAUUAACACUAAUCCUAUGGUGUUAAAGUUUUGCUGAUUUAUUAUUUCAUUUUUGACAUUAGUGUUCCCCAUUUUAGAGGCAAAAACACUAUGCAUAUGACAAUGUAAAUUAUUAAUUUUUUUUUAUUUAUUAUAUUUUUUUACACUUUUAUUAUUUAAAUACUAUUUUUAAAUAGUAUUACUAGAUCUAAAUACACCGCUUAGGAGAAAGUCGGUGUAUGAAAUUUUGGGUACGGGCGGAGUCAAAUGAGAAGGCCAAUAGCCGUGAAGCGACUUUGGCAAUUCGUUUUCUACAAGAAAACGGUUGAUAAGAAAACCAGCCCGAGCUGGGCACCAGUAUACAUACAAGUAUCUAGAAAAUGUAUUGAGAGACAAUUUUAGAUGAUUUAAAUGGAAUCUUAUGAAGGGAUGAUCCUACGUUGUACGAAGUUCUUAUUCGGAUUUUUUUUUUGCAUUUUUGCAAAACGUAGAAGUAGUUCUACAGUAUAUUUUACGCGCAGGAUUAAAGGAAUGCAAAAAAUUCAGCCUUCUAUUUACUCCUGCGCGUGUAAUUAUAAUGUAUUCUAGCCUACUCUAGGCUAGACUGUAUAAAUGUAUGUUCAGUCUUGAACAUUUUAUUUGUGUGAAAAAUAGCAUUGAUUAUUCAUACACUAUUUCUUUAUUUCCUUUUUUUUUAUUUACAACAAUUUGAUAUUGUUGGAAAUCGGACCAAAAAGUGUUAUAUUAUCUGACUGAUGUGACUAAGGGGAAGUAUCUUCUUUUAGUCGUUCGUAGUUAUACGCUCCCAAUGGACUCUAAAUUGCAUAAUAAUGCCCUAGGUGACCCGCUCAUACAAGAUCAAAGGGUUGAGAAGAACUACCUGAUGUUAAAUUUUGAAUUGCGAUUAUUGCUUUGCGAUAUGUUUGACUGGCCCACUGUAUUGAUAUUUUGUUGAUUUACUAUCUCCGUUUUCACGUUAGUGUUCCCCAUUUUUUGAGAUAUUAAAAAUACUUUUUUUUUUGUUUUUCACUUUAACUAUCUCACUCUUUUAACACUUUAACCACGAUCGCAGGCAGGAUCGCCAUGCGAUAUGUUUGACUGAGGAGGUUAAUUAAAAGAGAUGGUUCACUCUCAACGAUCGAUUUUAUUCUGAUCAUUUCUUUCAUUUACAAUAAUUAGCGAUGCGCCAACAUUCUUCCAGCCUGAGCUGACGCAUCGGUUUUCCUUUACUUUCCACUACACCACAGCUUCAUUAAUCGUGAGAUCAGGGAAGACGACAUUUAGCAAUGCCGCCUUAAAUUCAUAAUACGUAUCAUAGGUCGUUCCUUGCACCCUCGCGAAUACCUCGGGGCUUAUCUUUAGGGCGAGAUAACUAAUAAAUUCGACAUCUCUCCGCCCCUCAAUAAAAUAUUUAUUGUAAGCAAUGUCAGCUAAGGAGAAAAAUAAGCUAACAAUUUUUGAUUCACCUUUUAAAGUCGGAAUAUUCCGAAAAAACUCUUUAAAAUCUAAUUAUUACAGUUUGUUACAGAUAGUUUGCACUGAUACACGUGGAUUGAGAAGACCUCAGCUAGUUGAAGUAGCUGUAUGACUCGCUUGGUUGGCUUAAUAUCCUGCUUGUUUGUCAGUAUAGACAUUGUGCUAAUAUUCGAAGAAGGAAGGAAUAUUAGAAGUUUACUCCAAUAGUGUUUAUUGUUCUGAAUUCAGGAUACCUAUAACUAAAUUUUCUUACAUAAAAAUCUUACUUAUAUUAGAUUCAAAUGCUGAAAUCUUUUUUUUUUAUUUACAACAAUUUGAUAUUGUUGGAAAUCGGACCAAAAAGUGUUAUAUUAUCUGACUCCAUUCAGUAGCUCAACACAAUAGUGUUGGAAGGCACAGUAUGGCAACGAUCUCCUAAUGCGGACGUCAGUGUCCGUCAUUACGUCGUAGAGAGCGUGCAUCAGGAGCAAAUAUCCUGAAAAGUCAAAAUUAUGACUUUGUGCCUCAACCACGACCCUACUUCCAGUCAGACGACCCUCAAACAAUGAGGAUGGAUCAAUGGCCGUAGCCACUGAAGCUGGUGAGGGGGUGGGCCUCUGCGCUGUGACUCGUGUGUACUGUUCUUAAAACUGUCCUUUUUCAAAUCCGCUGUUAUCGCCUUGGUGAUAGUGUGUUCCACGCCUUUUUGCCGAUUAUCACCAAUAAAAUGAGAACAGCGAUAAUUAUCAUGGUCUCCGUGACUAACCCAGCAUCCCCGAAGAAAGCAUGAAUUGCGUUCUCGAUCACUACACAUGAAAUAUUUCUAAAAUUUUAAUAUUACAUAAUGGCGUUGCCAUGCAUUCAACUCGUUGAGUUGAGAAUUUACCUCACUGUUGAGGCUUUAAGAUUAUACCUCAGUGUUUAUUGAGGACUUAUAUUAUAAUCCCUAAUUUUUUGAGGGAUUUUACCACUAGUUUUAGUGGAAUUUAGAAGCAAACGAGAGUUCUAUAUAGUAUUAGGGGCUUCUCUUUAUUAAAUUUUAACUUUUAGUUGGAAAUCGGACCAAAAAGUGUUAUAUUAUCUUGAUAUUUUGAUGAUUUUUGACAGAAUCCUAUUCAAGGGUGGAAAUUUCAAUGGAUGGAAAUUCAUUAUGUUUACGCCAUUGCGUAAAUAGAAUAUUAUCCGGGGCCGAAGUCCCAUUCUCAAGCAGAUGGCCUGCAGUCUUGAUGACUAGCAGAGCAUCAAAACUUUCAAUACUGUAUACAGUAACUUUCUUCCAUUUAUUUUUCUGAGAUCUCUUUUUGUGAUCAUCUUUCUUUCCGAGUUCGGCCAUCAUACACAGUAAGUGAAUCACUCCGCACUACGCUACUUUGAAUCUUUUAAAACGCCCAUUGGUAUCAAGAACCUCGUUUGCUUCGUCUAUGAUUUUAUUUCGAAUCACCCUCAACCAUAGCUGUUAUAACUCACCUUUUUUGGGAAACGAAAUUUUGUCAAGGAUCACAAAAGAAUGGAUUAAUCCUAUCUUCUGUGAUAUUCUUGAGCAAACCUCAUUUUGGGGUGCAACAGUUAUUUUUGCACUAUAAAAGAAUGAAUCAGGAUGAUUCUAUCUUCUAUGAGUCCUGUACAAACUUUGGUCUUCAAAUAUGAUUUUUGAUGAAAACACUUACUUUGUUUGGUGUUCUCCACAAAACUAAAAACUAUUCGAGACUAAAUCUCCUUUUAUACCCUAGCUUAUCUCUAGAGGGAUACAUGGUUUUUAAUAGCGUAGGGGAUUUUUAAUGGCUUCUUUUUUAUUAUAGUUUUGACUUUUAGUUGGAAAUCGAACCAAAAAGUGCUACAUUAUCUGACUAAUCUAGCAUUAGGAAUUUUAUAUUUCAUGAUAUCUUUCCAAAUAUUAAAUAAUAUGGUCGUUUCUACAUAUUCAACUCGUUGAGUUGAGAAUUUAUCUUUUCCGGGUCACCGGACCGUUGUUGAUAAACCACCCACACCUUGUAGGCAUUGGCCCUGUCCACUGAUUAAAGACAAAUUUUGGGUCCAUUACAGCAAUCAAUCUGCGUCGCAUUUCACUGAAGAUUGGUUCCGUAAUUGCCAUGAUAUCAGCUGUUUGGUACGCGAUGGUCUGUACCGCUGGGUAUUUUCCCACGUCGCCGCGGGAAACUAAUGUCCGUAGGGGUCACCUUGGUUCCAUCUAGGAACCGAUCCCAAGUUCGUGUACAUUGUGUAAACCAUAACAGAUCAUAAAACCCAGCAAGCUCCUUAUGCAAAAUUAAAGGGGAAUAAGAGGAGAUUAAGACUUUGUCUUCACAAUCUGGUAGUUCGGGAUGUCCAUUUAAAAUCCGUAAAGAUGAUAGAAUUUCAACCCAGAACCCAUUGUAAAAUCUAAUUCCCAAUAUCCCACAGAAUGAUAUCUUGCAGGAAUUUUUAAAAGUCAAAAAUCCCACAUGUUUAGAAUAAAAUUUCAGUUCUUGGAUAGGGGGAUAAUCAAUAUCCAAAUAAUGUGAUACAUUAGACAUUCCUGCCUUGAUAGUUUGGAAAGCACAGUCUUUUUGUUCCUCACUCUCAGAAAUACAAAUGACAGAGGGGUUGACUGUGAUGCAGGGGGCAGCUCGACACUUUUGGUUUUUGAAGGAAGGAUCUAUCCAUAAGUUGAGAUAAGGAUCAUAUUUUAUAUUAUGCUCAAUCAGGAUAAUACGGUUUUUGUUUAAUACGGUCUUGCUGUUCCAGGAACACUCAAAUGGACGGUAUGUUUUUUCCAUGUAUGUCCCCAGCCUUUUCCCUUCUAUCUCUUUUAGACAAAUACUCAUGUCAGGCAACAAUUCCGUUGCUUGGUGAGUCAUGUCCUUUCCUCCAUACCACUUGUAAUCACAAGUAGAUUGAAGUUCUACACUAUGGCAGAACCAUCCCUUGACUACAUGAGGAAUUUAAUCAGUCGCGACUCUUGUCUCGAACAUUCUACCACUAGUUCUAGUGGAAUUAAUCACCAGCCGAAAGUUCUAUAUCAAUAUAAUGGCUUUUUUUGUUAAAUUUUGACUUCGAGUUGGAAAUCGGACCAAAAAGUGUUAUAUUAUCUGACUGGUAAAAAAGAAAUUUAGUGCAAUUUGCGAUUUAAUGAUUCACAGCAGUUGCUUCUUUAUUGCAAUAUUUUUGUGUAUGUCCAUAUGCUAGAUUGAGGGAUAAUUUUGUUGCGGAAUCCCCCCUUGAUAAUAGCGACCUUCUGUAACCCCAGAAUCGCAUCCUCUAGCUGUAUUUAAGGACAUGAGGAUGCCUGUUUUAAACUCCGCGUAUGAAUGAAAUGUUUGUCCCUUUGGGCUUUAGUGUUAGGGCUUCGAAAGUCACGAUCAUCUGGAGGAAUGUCGUGUAUUUUGCUGACGAGAAGUAAUCUAUCAACUCAGCUGGUGGAAGAUCCAAUUUCCUUGAUGCCUUGAACCACCACAGGAAGGCGGCAAGGCCUUUACCUGCCAGGGACAGGAUACAUGCGGAUUUGAAUAUUCCGGAUAUCUCUAUUUGGCUGAACCGGUACCCCUGGAUCAUAAGUAUCAGAGUACCGGUUUGUAUUUUGGGUUACCUUUCUUGAAGACAUUGAGCAGUGUCUUCAGAGCAGGAGUUGAGGGUGGCACAACAGCUUGGAUUGGAAUCUGGAUGGUUAAUCCAUUAGGUGAUACAUAUGUUCUUAAAUAAUUCCCUAAAUGUUUGUGUGAAUUUUCGAGUGAUCCCAGUGUCUCAUGAUGAACCACUUCAUAUGGAGACUAUCAAAAGUUUCUUUUAUCCCACACUUCGCGUAUAAUUCCGUUUCAAGAUUAUUAAUGUCCGUAAUACGCGAAAGGUCUCUUAGACGCGUUUUUGCUUUCCCUUGAAUCCUAUUCAAAAUAACGAAUUUAAUUAGUUGAGCGGGCAUACACGUUAUUGCUGAUAUACUCCGAAACUUGGGAUGGUGACUUUAUCACCAGUCGAGUACAGACCAUCGCCAGGUACCCCACAUAAAAGAUGGCUUCCUUGUGUUUUGAACUGGUCUCAUUAGAAAUCAGACCUUUUAGAGUAGUGUACCACUUUUCUGCAUGGACUGCGGUGAUGGAUACUUCUAUACCAUCGAUCCGAGCGGUAGUUACUGCGGCUUGAAGUUCCGCAGCUGUUGAUGACGUGUAGAACGUCCAGUUGGUAAGGACCGGAUCUGGAACCGCAUUCAUGGGAACCACUUCUGUCGCCUGGGCUGAGGAAUUAAACAGACUCUGAUGGAACAGAGACUCACCAAGGUAUUCCAUGCCGGCCAUGAGUCCAAAGUAGGUGCUGAUUAUAUCUGGUGGACUCAUUUGCGCCUCGGCGUAAAACUUCAAGAAGUUGAGAGCAUGGGCCCUUAGACUUGCUGGAGCUUGUUUAACAAGGGGGGGACAGUACUCACUGACUUCUUCGUUGAACAUCUCAUCGUUCCAGACAGUGGCGUUCUGGUGACUGCGGCGUUUUUUCCACUUUUACAAAAAAUGUCUUCUUCACUUAUUUCCACUGCGGAUUCUUCACUGUUAUCCACUUGUACUCGUGCUUCACUGUUAUCCGCUACUUUUUCACUAGUUUCACUAGUUUUCCUUUCACUUCUAUUAUCAUUUUUUGUUUUAUUUUCAACUUUCACCGUUCUUCCUCGAAGAUAUAGUGACGUACGGUCACUUGACAUCAAAAGAAGAAAUAGAAAUAAAAAAGGAAGAGAAAAAGAAAAAAAAAUAACAGUUUAAACCGCGAAUUACGCGGGGUACAUUUUCAUCAAGAUAAUGGGAUAUGUUGAACAUUCCUGCUUUAAUAAGAUGGAAAACACAAUCUUUUCUCUCCUCACUAUCUGGAAUCCAAACCACAGAUGGAUUCACGGUGAUACAGGGAGAUGAUCGACAUUUUUGAUUUUUGAAAGAAGGGUCAAUCCACAAAUUGAGGUAGGGAUCAUAUUUAACAUUAUGCUCAAUGAGAAUUACGCGAUUCUUGUUCAAGAUUGUUUUGCUGUUCCAAUGACAUUCAAAUUAAGGAUAAGUUUUGUCCAUAUAGAUCCCGACUUUUUUCUUUUUUAUUUCGUGGAGACAAUCACUCAUGUCAGGUAACAAUUCUGUUGCUUGGUGAGUCAUCUCUCUUUCCCCGUACCAUUUGUAGUCACAACAAGAUUGUAGUUCUAAACUAUGGCAGAACCAUCCCUUGACUACAUGUGGAACUUUAUCUGUGGCUACUCGAGUUUCAAACAAAUUUGUAAUCCAUUUCAUCUCAGAUUUGCUAUGUGGAUACUGUGUGCAUUGAUGGUGUCUAUUACUGACCGGGGUCCAAGGCUUAUUAUUCUCCAAUGGGAAUAAUCCUUCAUGAUAUUCACCUUUCAAAGAUCUCCAUAAGAUUAUGGGGAAAAUUAGAGAAGGAAGAAGCAUUAAAUUAUUUAUUGACUCAGUAUUUUUGGGGAAUUGGGGGCAUAACGCGAAUUCGCCACAUGCAUGCAUUUUCGCAAUUUUGAUUCUUUUAUUUAUAAAUCUCCUGAAGUCAAUGGAAAUAUUGUUGUCGCUAAAUGUGGCAUCUUUUUUUUUUUUGAAUAUCUGUUAGAUAUUGUAAAAAGGUUUUUGGGCUUUUAAAUGGAAGAUUGAAUCUUUUCUUCUAAAAUAGAUUAUAAUUUGUAAUCAAAUUGUUUCUGCUGGGUGGCUGUAUGUAUAGUUCUUAUGGGCCACCCAGUUACACAUAUUACGGGCCCUGCUGCCCAGCUAACACAUAAUAACCAGCGCUUAGAUGAUGCUUACCAGAGAUGUAUUGAAUUUCUCCUUAAUCGUCAGCUACUCGUUUCUCCCCAAAGGGGCAAUAAAACUCAUCGUGCCUCUUCAUGCGGGGGUUUUCCUGAAUCAUCCGGAUUCCUUCGUCAAUUGCUCCUUCUUUAAGUUUUGCGAGAUUAAAAACUCCCCUAGCUGCCAUAAAGAGGUUCGGAUUUCCGCCACCACUGGCAAGCAAACAGCCAAGCGUUCUGCUAACAACGUAGGACCAAUCAUCGUUGAAGCGUUGUGGAAAGAUGAGUGAUGCAAAAAGAUCCUCAUCCGUUUUGGCUGGAUCUCCCAAGUUGUUAUAAUAACCCAGGAAAUGUAUAUUACCAAUCAGGUUCGUGUAGUAUGACUUCUGUCUGUUGAUCUCCAUUCCAAAGAAAUCCUUGGCAAUACUGCAAUAGUCAUCCAUAUUUAUGAUAGCAGUUGAAGGGAAAGCGAAUAUUGCAUCAUCACCAAAAUACACGUCAAACGUUGGGUUGCGGAGUUGUGACACUUUACACAUUGUUCUUGUUAUGAGGAAGUUUAUCAUAGUGUCAAUUAUGUUGGUGAACAUACUACCUGAUGGCACUCCAUGGUCUUUCCUAAAUCUACGUCCGUCGGUGUUCCUGAUCGUCGUAUUGAUGAAAUAGGAUUCCAGUUUCUUAAGUCUGCGAAGACCACGUUUUGGAUUACACUCGUGGACGUUACCCUCUUCGUCGACUUCCUUUCCAAAAUCUAUUUUCUUCCUCAAGAUCUUGAAACAGUCAUGAAUAAUCCACGCAGGAACUUUAGUUAUUUAGAGACAAAGGUAUUGCAAUUUUUAUUGCACAAGAUAUAAUUAGGUAUUGCAAUUUUAUUGCACUAAAGAUAAAAAAAGGAAAACUUAACAUGUUCUUCGAACAAAUUCUAUAUUUCAUGAUAUCUUUCCAAAUAUUAAAUAAUAUGGUCGUUUCUACAUAUUCAACUCGUUGAGUUGAGAAUUUACCUUUUCGGCGUCACCGGACCGUUGUUGAUAAACCACCCACACCAUGAAGGCAUUGGCCCUGUCCACGAAUUAAAGACAAACCUUGGGUCCAUUACAGCAAUCAAUCUGCGUCGCAUUUCACUAAAGAUUGCUUCAGUAAUUGCCAUUAUGUCAGCUGUCUGAUAGGCUAUUGUUUGUACCGCUGGGUAUUUUCCCACGUCGCCGCGGGAAACUAAUGGCUUUAGAGCAGGCUUUAUCAUAUAUUCGUAAAUCUGCCACGCACGGUGUUCGGCAAGAGAUUUCAAGAGUAUACCUCAGUGUUUAUUGAGGGAUUCUACCACUAGUUCUAGUGGAAUUAAACUCCAGCCGAAAGUUCUAUAUCAAUUUAAGGGCUUCUUUUGUUAAAUUUUGACUUCGAGUUGGAAAUCGGACCAAAAAGUGUUAUAUUAUCUGCGGUGUUCCGUCUUCCAGGGCGAGGUCUUCCUCUACCUCGUGGAGGGAGGGCAUUCUCCCGCGGAGGGAGAGGGGGCAAAGCCUCUAAGAUGGAUCGGCCGCGGUGUUCCGCUUCAACCAUGUCACUCCAUCUUCCAGAACGGUCUGCUUGCUGAUUGUUAAAUUCAGCCAUUCUGCGGGCAUUGCGCUGCUGUCUAUAGUCGCGUUGCAUCUUAUAUAUAGUCGAGUAUUCUCAAAACUAGUAGUAGUUUUAAUUACCACAGAAUCUUUUCUUCUAAAAUAGAUUAUAAUUUGUAAUCAAAUUGUUUCUGCUGGGUGGCUGUAUGUAUAGUUCUUAUGGGCCACCCAGCACUCGGAGAAUUACAUAAUACGGGCCCUGCUGCCCAGCUAACACAUAAUAACUUUGACUUUUCUGUCUAUUUAUUAAUAACAUAAUAACGUUCUAGUUUGGUAAACAGCAACAGAACUUGUUAACAUGUUCUUCUUGCGCCUUUGUUCAUUAAAUCGAGCAACAGAGUGUUUAAGCAGUUUGUUAACAAAAAAGUUUUUGCAGUCCAUUUUCGUAAAUGUGUUAUCUGCAUAACUGAUGACCGUAAAAAACAAGUUAAACGUAUUUUUUAAUUUAGAGAAAUUGUACUUGUUACCUCUGCCAGUCCAAGAAAAUUUAGUUAGGAGUUUUCUCUUAAAUAGUUUGUCUGCAACUUCAUACGCAAUCUUUGUGAACUUGAUUCCUCUGUUUUUACCACUACCUGCUAUUUUAAGUAACUCCUUCUUAUGAUUUUUGAAUUUAACUUCAAAAUCACCAUCAGCGAUUUUAUUCAAUAAUAAGCCAUAUAGGCUUUCAUAUGUUUUCACUCCACUCACAAAAAAAAUAGGUGGCGGAAUUUUUUCUUUCCGAGUUUUCUCUUAUUCUUGCUUUAUCAGAAAAGCUUAAUUCGAAUUCGUCGUACAAUUCGGCAUAAAAAAGUCUAUUAUUAUAAUUGUCAGUGGCUUACUCUAGGGGCUCAUUCCCAACAGGUUCUUCCGCUACAUUAGCCUGGCGGGUAAUGCGUGUUUCUUUGACCUUUUGUUGAAGUUCUUUGAAGCGUCCGAGUGGAUUUGCUGUGUGCACCAGAGCUUCAUCGACUAAGAACUUCAGGGCCACAGCAUAGGUGCAGGCGUCUAUCUUGUAUUUGACGAUUUCCCUUAGGGAUGGUGCGUCAAAUUGCUACCGGGAAAGGUAUCCGCGGUAUGGUAAAAUUCGCCCAGGCUUCAUCCCUGAGCAGACGGGAGAACAUCCAGGUGUCUGUGGACUUAGGCUUUGCAGUGAGAGCCUCAAAAGUUUAAAUCAUUUGCAGGAAAGUUGUAUACUUCGCAGAUGAGAAAUAAUCAAUUAGCUCAAAAGGGGGCACAUCGAGUUUCCUAGAGGCCUUGAACCACCAAACGAACGCUGCCAGUCCGGUGCCGGCCAGCGAUAGGAUGCAGGCCGACUUAAAGAUUCCUGUAAUCUCCAUUUGACUAAAUCUGUAGCGCUGUAUCAUAAGGAUAAGAACAGGCUUGUACUUUGGUGUACAGAGUUGUAGGUAGAACCAUUUGUACAGAGUUGUAACCUGUUAGAAAAUCAUAGAGAGGAAAUCCAGUAUCUCAGUAGCGCAAGGCGCCGCAGAUAGCAACUGGUGAUGGCAGGGUAGCUCGGGCGCUUUCUGGCGUGAGUUCUUGCGAAAUGUUCUUCACAGGGGUGUUCAUUAGCUUGUUCUUCCGGUGUUUCAUCCAUUUCCCAGAAUUCUGUUAAUUUCUCAUCAAGUUCAGCCAUAGUGAUUAGGCUUGUCACUUUGUGCUCUUGUGGUUAGCUGGGGUGCGCUCCUGACAUUAACCAUCCAAAUUGUGUGUUUUGAGCAGUAAUAUUAUUUGAUUUUUUGAUCCCUGCUUUUAGGAUAUUUGCGUAAACCUCAGAACCCAGAAUCAGAUCUAUCGGUCCUGGGGAUAAAAAUGUAGGAUCAGCCACUAACAUUUGGAUUUCCUUUUUUGAAUACAUUGAGCAUGGUUUUUAGUGCGGUAAUGGAAGGAGGAACCACCACUUUCGUGACCUUUAAUAAAUUUAAUAGAAUUGAACAACGAUGUAUCCUGUUGUUGGGAAUCAUAGAGAGGAAAUUACAAUUAUCCAAUGGCGCAAGGCGCCGCAAAUGAUAAUUGUUGUUGGUAGGGUAACUCGGGCGCUUUCUGGCCGCCCAAGAUUACACCUACUUGCAAAAAAAGUCAAUAAUUCUAUUUACCUGCGGAGUUGUCCGCAGCUGUAUAGUUCAGAUUUAUUUCUGAUUAUUUAUUGGUAGCUCAUCGACUUUUAUACAAUUUUUAAAUGCGCUUACUAAGCUAAUUUUGGAAGUGGCUUACGCCGGGAAAUUUUGGAGUGGGUGUGGAAAUUGGGAAAAGUGGGGAAUUGUCGGGAAAUUUUGAUAUAUUUUUUUUUAUUUCUUUUUCUGUUUAUGUUUAAACAAAAAUAAAAUAAAAUAAAAUAAAUAAUCAAAUAAUGACCUUUCGUAAAGCCUGGAUGCAAAAGGUUAAUCAUUCUCAAUUCACAUAGAAAACACAGAAGAAUCGCAAAAAGCAGUGCGUUUUUAUGUUAUAGUUUCAUUUUGAAGGAAGUCUUUCAAAAUUAUAAACAAAAUUAUAAUUUAAUGUAUAAAGUUAAGGAUAGAAAUGAAAUAAAUUGUGAUUUUAAUAAAA